UUGCCGGGUACGGGGUCCCGGAGGGCGGUGCCGGAUGCCGCGGGGCGGGUCGGGUCUCGUCUCUCGCGGCUCCGCGAUGAGUGUGGCGCUGCGGAACGCCCAGCGGGCCGUCCCGGUUCGUCGCGCCCCGCUCCGCCGCGCCGUGUGCGCGCUGCGCGCCGCGUUGGGCGCCUCGCGGUUCUCCGUGGGGGUGGUGUGCGCCGGGGACCCGCUGAUGCGGCGCCUGAACGGCGCCUAUCGGCAGCGCCCCGAGCCCACCGACGUCCUGUCCUUCCCGUUCCACCGCCUGGAGCCGGGGCAGCUGCCGCGGCCGCGCUGCCCCGAGGACUGGACCCUCGGGGACAUCUUUCUGGGCGUGGAGCUCAUCCACCGGCGGUGCCGGGACUCGGGCGAGGACUUGGACGCUGUCCUGGCGGUGAGCCCCGCGCCCCAGCCCCGGUCCCGCGGCCGCCGCAGCGCGUGUCACUUUCUCUGUCCCCGCGCAGGUGACGGCGGCGCACGGGCUCUGCCAUCUGCUCGGCUACCGGCACGGCACGCGGGACGAGUGGCGGCAGAUGGUCGAGAAGGAGGCGGAGAUCCUGGAAGCGCUGAGCCGCGCCACCGGCUCCCGCCUGCGGCCGCUGAGCGCCGAGCUCUUCUGAGCGCGCCGCCGCGGGAUGGCCCCGUGCCGGGGCCCCCGGUGGCUGCUGCCGCCGCUGCUCGCCCUGGCCGCGCUCGCCCAGCCGCCGCCCGCCGCCCUCCGCGCCGGCCACGCCGCCUCCUCGCUGCCCGCAGCCGCCGCCGCCCCGCGCACCAGGUGAGGGCACCGCGCUCCUCGCAGCGUGGGCACCGACGGGGCGUAGGAGGAAUCCUCGAGCAGCAGCUCCAUAUCCUUCCAGCACUGGACACAGUACUCCAGAUAAGGUCUCACAGGAAGAAGGAGUGCUGCAGCCUCUGAGCUCGUGCUGCUGCCAUCAGCUCCUCCCAAGAGUAUCCUACAGGAGUGUAGUUCCGAGGGCAACAACACCGGUGCUUGGAAAGCCACACUGUUCAACCCUUGACUUCCCCACCCCUCACUGGGCACAGACAUUUCUGCCGGAGCUUCCACUGUCCUUCGCAACGCUUUAACUACAGGUCGCAGAUCAGAAGCAGCUUGUAUCGGAAACGGCGUGACCAGCAGGUCCAGGGAGGUGAUUCUCCCCCUGGACUUGGCGCUGGUGAGACUGCACCUUGAAUCCUGUGUUCAGUUAUGGCCCCUCGCUACAAGAAGGAUGUUGAGGCUCUGCAACAUGUCCAGAGGAAGCUGGUGCAUGGAAGCAAGGAAGCUGGUGAAGGGGCUGGAGAAUGAGUCUUAUGAGGAGGGGCUGAGGGACCUGGGGUCGUUUAGCCUUGAGAAGAGGAGGCUGAGGGGAGACCUUAUUGCUCUCUACAACUACCUGAAAGGAGGUUGCAGAGAGGAGGCAGCUGGCCUCUUCUCUCAAGUGACAGGGGACAGGACAAGGGGGAAUGGCCUCAAGCUGCGCCAGGGGAGGUUCAGGCUGGGUAUCAGGAAGAAAUUUUUCACAGAAAGCGUCAUGGGGCACUGGCAGAGGCUGCCCAGGGAGGGGGUGGAGUCACCAUCCCUGGAGGUAUUUAAAAGAUGGGUGGAUGAGAUGCUCAAGGUCAUGGAUUAGUGGCAGAUAGGCAUGGUUGGACCCAGUAAUCCAAGAGUUUUUUUCCAUCCUGAUGAUUCUAUGAUCCUAAAAGACUGAUGGGCUUGAUUUCUUGGCGCAUUUCUUUUGUGAGCAGGGGGCUGCAGCAUUUGUCUCUUGAACCCUGCAUCCUGUCUGGAAACAGCGAAUGCCCAGGGAGAUCACCUUGGAGGGGCUGCUGCGGGGCUGUCAGAGGAGAGCACGCAGUGCUCUCUGCCAUGGAGAGGUUACUGCUGAAUGCACAGUGGGACGCAAGCCCUGCAUCGGCUUGGGCAGAGGGAAGAGCGCCAAAUGCUGAGGGAAGGAAGUGUUUGCUCUUAGGGAUGUUGUGUAUAUGCUAAUGUAAUACUUGAAUUAUUUCCACCCAGUCAGUGACAGACCUAAGAGCAGUGAAACUUUGGGACGUUAAAUUACUUAUACUUUAGACUGAUCUAAAAAGAUGCAAAUGCAAAGCCAAGUUCACUUGAAACAGAACCGAUCCUUGUGAUAUGACAACCUAUGAACACCAGAGUGUGCCAGGAAACUGAAUAUGCACACAGAAAAUUUACCUUUUGGCCUUUAAAAGGUGUUUUUUAUUGUCCACCCGAAAGUGCAAGAACUAGUCAUUCAUUUAGACUUGCACUACCUACGAGCUCACUGUCAGUACAGGCCCUAAGGUCUCAUACUGCCCCUGCCUAGCCAGUCAAAAUGAAAAGUGCAGUUCACGUGUGAGUGUGAAAUUACGUGUGUGUGUGAUUUAGUGGCAGUUUUGAAAUCUGGUCUGGAAAUGUACUAUUUAUAACAGGAAAUAAACUUAACGCUAUUCAGUGUGCA
Molecule: messenger RNA, 2483 nt
Organism: Cuculus canorus (common cuckoo)
Lineage: Eukaryota; Metazoa; Chordata; Aves; Cuculiformes; Cuculidae
Product: endoribonuclease YbeY-like
Exons: 3
Coding region: 35-937 (300 amino acids)
Biological process (GO): rRNA processing
Molecular function (GO): metalloendopeptidase activity
Source: RefSeq, a predicted model, not a curated record